Molecule: messenger RNA, 1863 nt
Organism: [Torrubiella] hemipterigena
Lineage: Eukaryota; Fungi; Ascomycota; Sordariomycetes; Hypocreales; Clavicipitaceae
Source: the annotation of a GenBank genome assembly
AUGUCAGCUUUGAACCGUGCCCAACCACUUUUGUGCUGUUUCACCUUUUGCUUUUUCAACACCGACGAAAAAGCAGCCCUCUGUGCAAACGUAGAGGAGAAGUUAAAAUACCACUGGGUACCUCGACCCGAUUACUCCUGGCUUCAACGUUGCAAUCCACCCGCACAGCGCUCGACCUUGACCAUGGGCGUUCUCGAAAGUCUUGAUUCUGGCUUGACCGGCCUCGUCGGCCAGUGGAACGGUUACUCGACUGGACUGGUGACUGUUCUUGUUGCCAUUGUUUCUUACCAGCUUGUCACAUCCCGCGAUCCCGAUGUUCACCCCAUGCUCCUCGCCCGACAGGCCAAUGCCGCCAACGUCCGCUCUGAAGGCCAGAGCGCCGUUUAUCGAUCGAUCGCGGCGCCUCACAGCAUGCCCCUCAACCCGGGACUCAAUGUAAAGGACGCUGGAGCUUCCAAAUGGGCCCGCGGAAGAGAUGGUGACCUUCGCGAUGUUUGGCGAAAGGUUGUCAGUGGCGGCGACGGCGGCGCAAAGGGUCGCUUGCUCACCGUCCUGGGUUCAGAGAAUGUCGUCGACCAUAAGCUUGCCGAUCUCACUAGACAAAUCAACCUCAUCGGCCAGCACAUUACCGAACAAGGCGGCAUCCGCGUUGGUGUCUAUCUCCCCAACUCGAUCGAGCUUCUGGUGACGCUUUUUGCUUGCGCCUUCCAGAAAAAUAUCACUAUUGUUCUUCUUCCAUUCGAUGUACCGGAUGAUGAGCUCGUUUCUAUGCUCCGCCGUGCCGCCGUCGACACCGUCAUCACCGCCACGGGAUCGUUCCCCUUCGAUGACAUUGUCAAGGCGUACCCUGCCCUCCGCCAGCUCAUCUGGGUUGUUGACCAAGGAAGCGCCCACAUGGACUGGAACGAGGUUCCUCAAGGAAUCGGAAGCAGCGUGAGUGUGGCCACAUGGCAGGACAUUGUGAGAGAUGCGCCUGAGAGUGCUGGCGCCGAGCUGCCCGCUAUUGACAUCGAGAGUACCCCAGCAGACAUUGUCACUUUCUGGCUAGCAAAGGCUGGACAGCCCGAGGACAUGACACGCUUCACCCAAGGUAACAUUGUCGCAGGUAUGGCUGGUCAAAUUGCUGGUCUUCCUACCAAGGACCGCCUUGGGCCUAACGACCUCGUCUGCCCAGCAGACUCGCUUACCAACAUCCACACACUUAUCGUCACCCUUGCAGCGCUCUACUCAAACGCGUCUAUUGCCCUUAACUCUGUUGCCGGGCAGACGUCGGAUCUCGGUCUUGCUACCCAAGGCGUUUCCCCUACCAUUGUCAUUGCCGGCCCUGCUACCCUCCUCCGCGUCCACGACCAGGCGAUGAAGAAGCUUGGAUCUCUGGGUGCAGCCUCUCACUAUCUUGCUACUUCAUCUCUCACUAGAAAGGGUAUUCUUACAACCUCUAACAGCCUGUCUGGCUUCGCUGCGGCUGCUAAGCCGUCUAUUGGCAAGGACUCCAGCAAGCUACGUCUCAUCUACACAGCCGAGCGUGUUGGUGCUGCCACGCCUCACCUCUCACCCAAGGUUCUAUCCGACCUGCGCGCCCUCACUGGCUCUAGACUGAUGUAUGCUCUUUCGGCAUCUAAGGUUGCUGGUGCCGUCUCCCAAACUGCAUUUUUCGACUACCGUCUCAAGGAAGGCAAGGGACAUUUUGGUGCACCAACGACUAGCACUGAGAUUUUCCUUAAGGAUAUGGGAUCUCAUGUGACGACUGAUGAUAAAGUGGAAGGAGAAAUUUACGUUCGUGGCCCUUGCGUAGCCGAAGGAGAGGCUGGUCUUGGUGUUGCUGGUGUUAUGUUGGACGAUAACACCUUAGCCUACCUUUAA